GAGGAGAGAGAGGAGAGACGCAGCGUGAGGCAGACAAAGGCCAAGAAGGAGUACGAUUGAGUGGGUGAAGUUUCUGUGGGUUCUCCAUCUCCAAGAGGUCCAAGAUGCUGAAGUCCAAGGACACCUCCACCAAGAGCUCAAGCAAGAUGAGCAAGACUCAGGCCAGCAGUACAGCUUUGCUGGUCGACAAGAUGCAGAAGAAUGCAGACCAGGUGGCGAAAGAUAUCCUCCGGGCCGAAGACCUGCUGAAAGUGGAUCAGGAAAAUGACAGAAAUCAGCGCCAAUUUCAGCAUCAGAAUGAGAUCAAGGAUAAACUGGGCAAUGCAGAGGGUCUGCUGAGUGACCUUUUCCUGGACAUUGAUAAACUCAAGAAGCUCAAGAACCCGCAAGCCACAGCUAUUGAGAGCGAUAUUCGUGACCUUCACCGCCGAUGGUCAGACGACACAGCUAUCUAUGUAGACCUCUACGAGCAAAUUAAUGACGUGUCUCGGAUGCCCAGAAUUGACUGGGAGCCUGUUUUCAGCCAGAAGCAAAAAGCGGUGAGCACAGAGGAGUACGGGCCCACCAUGGCGGACCUGGAGAAGCAGAUUGCUGCUCAAAACAUCUUGCACAGAGAGCUGGCAGCUUACAAGUCGCAGCUCUGCAUCAGUUCUGCUGGUAGCAAGGAGAAAUAUGACACAUUCAAGAAGCAAUAUAACAACAUGGUGGAAACAUCCAAGUUGCGCCACCAGUACCUGAGCAGCCUCUACAAGUACAUGCAGGGCUGCAACAAGGAGCUGAACUUCCUGGCAGAAGAACAGGACAAGAUUAAGAAGCAGGACUGGAGCGAUCACAUGGUGGAUCUCCCUGAUGUUUGCUGGCAGUAUGAGCAUUUUAAGAACAACAGUCUUUUGUCCCACGAGAGCGAAGUGAACAGACUCCAGGAUGAAGCUGAAAGGCUCAUUGAGCUGAGACACCCUGCCAGCGACACAAUACAUGCCCAAAAAGAAGCUGUAAGAAAUGAGUGGCAGAUGUUUCUGAAUCUCUGCAUUUGUAAAGAAACACAUCUGGACAAUGUGGAGGAAUUCACAAAGUACCAAAUGGACACUGAGAAGCUUUCAGAGACAUUGAGUCAACUCAACAGCACCCUGGACCCAAAGUCUGUCAGCAAGAAGAGUAACUCAGUGACUCUGCUGCAGCUUCAGGGAGAGGAAAAUGCUGUCCAGGACUCUGAGCAGCUUCUGGCCGACCUAAGAAGAAGGAGUACAAGCAUCCCUCCUCUUAGGCUACGUCGCAUUACACCCAACAAACCAAUCACAGUGGAGUCCCUAUGUGACUGGGAAACAAACAAGGACUCUGUAUCAAGAGGGGACAAAUUGACCCUGAAAUCCCUCGCUGGCAAUGAGAACUGGAAUGUUCUUUCUUCUAAUGGAGCAACUAAAACCUUCCCAGGAGUUUGCUUCCAGAUCCCACCUCCUGACCCAGAUGCCAUUAGUAAAGUUGACCUUUUGGGCAAGGAGCUGGCAGACAUCAAGAAAAGGAGAGCAGCUCUGGCAGCAUCCUUGAAGAAUCACAAAUCAGAUGUUCCUAAAGUUCAACAGUCAGCUCCAGUUUCUUCAGCGCCACCAAACCCCAAAGUAGCCACCCUGUCUCUGCAGCUGGAACAGCUGGACACUGACCUGGCCAAUACAGAGGAGAGCAUGCUGAGCCAACUGCGAGCACCAGUGAGCCGCAGCGAUCCAGCUGGAGAUCUGGCCAAGAAGCUGAAAGCGCAGGAGCAAUCUGCCAAGACACUGAAGGCUCUGGAACAGCAGAAGCAGGCAGCACAGGCUGACCUGCAGCCUUUGCUCUCCAAAGAUCCCAGCGUGACCUCUUCUGGACUGCCACUUAAACUCAGUGCCGCCAGCAACAAGUACAACAGCUUAGCCGCUCUGGCCGAUCUCUACAGUAAAAAAGCAAAUGCGUCUCUCAACCUAGAGAAUCAAAUAAAGAAGGUGGAUGGUCUUGUCUCUGGAUUUGAGAGAAACCUGAGUGGUGAUGGUCCAAUUCCUGACAUACCAAAUGCAAUUCAAGCCCGAACUGAGGACAUUCAGCGCCAACGACGGUCUGUGGAAGCAGCCCAGAAUGACAUGACGAAACUGAAUCAGGAUCUGGAGACAACUGAGAAGUUGUGCAGCUCCCUGCAGCAAAGCAACCAGGAGUACUGCCCUGACAUCCAACGCCAGAGGAAAGAUGUCAAACAGCUGCAGGUUCGCUAUGACAAUGUUACCAACCAGCUGAAAGAAAGGGAAAAUGUGUUACAAGAAGCUUCAGCCAAACACAAGGACUUUCAAAGCACAUGCCAAUCCCUUAAUUCCUUCCUGGACAACCUGCCUACAAAGCAAAUAAACUCCAAAGAUGAUCUGUCACAGGUCACUGCCAAGCAGAGCUCCCAAAAGAAAGUGGUGGAAGACCUAAAGCAGAAGGGUGAAGACAUGGACAGAGUGGCUGACCUCUCUCAUGACCUGCAGAAUCUACUCAAUGAGUAUGAAGCUGAUGUUGACAAAUACAAUGGUAGACUUGAAGAAGCUGGCAAAACAGUUCCAAAGAAGCCCCAAAUGCUUAAACUCUGUGAUGCUGUUGACAAAGAGGAAAAAAAACUGGGAAAGCGUUAUGCAGAAGCUACAUCGGAAAACAUUCAACGCCAAAAACAGAUGGACUUGGCUAAGAAUUUAAUUUUACAAAAUGAAGAUAAAGUUCAGAUGGUGGCACAGCAACAGGUGCAGGUUGAAAACCAGCAAAAAAGUGUAUUUGAGUUAGACAGCCUGGUGAAAGAACUAGAAGAAGAGAAGGAGAGGACAGCUUGUGCUCAGACAGAGCUAAAAACCUUCAAAACCAGAAUGAUGUCACUAAAAAGCCGCAGAGGAGUGGAGCGUGUUGAGGAGACAGAAGUACUGCAGUACUACCGGGAUCCUAAAUUGGAAACUGAUCUAGCUAACUUGAGAGAUACUCUCCGUCAAGAGGCCAUGGAGCGGAGCACCACUCAGUCAAGCCUUGAGAUUGUAAACAAGAAAAUCACAGUUCUGGAGGACACCAUAAAGAACACGACCCCAAAACUGCUGACUAGAGAAGUGACUGAGUUUGAAAAAGAUCGACAACUGGAUGUAGAAGCUGCAAAGAUAAGAGAUGAGAUAGCGAGGAUGAGAGAUGAAAUCCGAGUAAAAGAUGGAGAGCAGAUUCAAAUGAAGACAGAAGUUACCAUUCUCCAGCAGAAGAAACCACCCAUCAAGGAACGAGUGGUUAAAAAGGAAGUGGUUAAAGUAGAACAAGAUCCACAGAUGUUGAAAGCAUUAAAAACAUUUGAGACUGAUAUUUCUGUUGAGAACAACAAGUGCAAGAUCCUCAAUGAUGAAAUCUUUCAGACAAGAAGUCAAAUUAAUGCACUUGAAAGAUUGAUCCCCAACAUUCAGCCUAAAGUCAUCACUAAAGAAGUGAAAAAAAUUGAACAAGACCCUAUCCUCAUUUCAGAAUCAACCAAGCUGCAAACAACCCUAGAGGAAGAGAGAGUUGGAAACAGCUCUUUGUCUCAAGAAGUGAUGGAGCUGCAAAAACGCUACAGAGAAGUUCAAGGCUGGAAGCCAAGAGUUGAGGUGAAUGAAAUUGUAAAUGAGAUCUAUCGGAUUGAUCCAAAUACAGAAAUAGAGAUUUUGCGCCUUCGCAAAGAAAUACAGGAUUCAAAUAAACAGCGUGCUGAUCUCGAAAAGGAGAUCAGGCAAGUCAACACUGAUCUGAAUACCCUUCGUUCAGAGAAACCCAGGGUAGAAGUCAAAGAAGUUCUCCAAGAGGUGGUGAAAGAAGAAAGAAGCCCUGAAAAUGAGCGAGAGAUCCAAAGGCUAAAUGAUCAGGUCAACCGACUGGACAGCCAGUGCACCUCGCUUGAGGACCAAGUUAGAAAGCUGCGAAAAGAGAGAGAUGAAUGGAAGGCAAAAAUGUCCAAGAUAGAGACCCAACUUGUCAACAGAGAAAUAAUAAAGUAUGAGCCUGAUCCAUUGCUGGAAAAAGAAGCUGACCGCUUGAGAAAAAAUGUGCGGGAGGAAGCACAGUUGAGGCGAAACAUUGAGGAGAUGGUUUUUGACCUCCAAAACAAAUUCCUCCUUUUGGAAAGACAGAAACCGGAAGAGAAAGUGGUGGUGCAGGAGGUUGUACGUCUUCAAAAGGACCCAAGGCAAGCAAUGGAGCAUGACAGGCUUGGUAGAAACCUGGAUGAAGAAGUAAAGAGUCGACGUCAGUUGGAUCUAGAGUUACAGCAACUUAGAACAAAGUUCGAAGACAAAAACCGCAUUAUAAGAGAGAGUGAUGAGCACCAAAAAAGGAUUCAUGCUGAAUCUGAACUUAGGGAGAUCCAACUACGCAUCACACAAUUGGAAAAUGCCCCACCUCCUGUGGAGGAGAGUAUAGUUGUUGAGGAUGUGCUGAAGGUUGAAAGAGAUCCAAAACUUGAGAGGUUGACAAAUGAUUUACGGUCUGAUAUGGACAAGGAAACCCAUGGUAUUCUGCGUCUCCAGAGGGAAAUCCGUAAUGUCAAUGUAAAGCUUGAGAUUCUGCAGAAAGAGAAGUCUGGUGAAAAGACUGUGUACAAAGAGGUUGUUCGUGUGGAGAAAGAUCAGGCUGUUGAAGCUGAAAGGGAUCGCCUAAGGGAGCAGGUGUCUCAGAACAAAUUUGCUAGACAAGACCUGGAGGAUGAAAUCAGACGUCUCAAUGACAAAAUCAACCUUUUAAUAAGCACCAAAUCUAACAAUUCAGGAGAAGAGACAAAUCUUACUAUAAACAAAGAUGCCCUAUUAAAGGAAAAGGACAACCUUACCCGAGAACUCAGAACUCUGGAGGCAAAGAAACAUGACACCAGCCUUUCUUUCCAGCAACAGAGUCGACUAAUGAGUGAAAGAACACACAUGAGCAGGCAGAGAGGCCUAAAGAUGGAGUCAGAUGUCCAGCGAUUGGAGAGGCAGAUCUUGGAAGAGAAAGAUAAGAUUCAUCACCGAGACACUACAAUCCGUGAUAUGCUAACGUACCUACAGAAAGAGGAACAAGCAGAGACAAGGACCAAAGAAACUAACGUCUCAACCAAAAUUACAAUUUUGGAUCCAGAGACUGGCAAAGACAUGUCUCCUUAUGAUGCUUACAUUGGGGGCUUUAUUGAUCGCCAGCAGUACAUUCACCUGCAGGAGCUAGAAUGUGACUGGGAAAACAUAACCUCCAUUGGCCCUGAUGGAGAAACAUCUGUCUUGCAGGAUCGCAAGAGUGGAAAGCAGUACCCUAUAAAAGAUGCUAUUAAGGAAGGAAGGCUAACAGAGUAUGAUCUACAACAGUACAAACAAGGCAAGCUUCCAAUCUCAGAGUUUGCCCUUCUUGUUGCAGGUGACAAAAACAAGCAACCUAAAUUCAACUCAGUCACACAAAAGCCAAAUUUAUCAGUGAAAUCCCCAUUAAACCUUACCUCUGCUACUGAAAUACAGCCGAUUGCUGGAAUAAUGGAUACAUAUACAGGCACCUGCUUUACAAUCCGCAAUGCCACCUUGCGCAAACUGAUUGACCCUACCACUGCCCAAAGGCUAUUGGAAGCUCAAGCAGCAACUGGUGGGAUAAUUGACAUCAGCAACAAUGAGAGAUACAAAGUUAACAAGGCAACACUAAGAGGUCUCAUUGAGGACAGCCAAGUCCAACGGCUGCUCAAUGCAGAGAAAGCUUUCACUGGAGUGGAAGACCCCAUGACGAAAGAAUGUUUGCCUGUGGGAGAAGCUGUUCAGAAGGGCUGGAUGCCAAGAGAUUCAGCAAUUCGAUACAUGGAGGCCCAGCAUUUGACUGGGGGGCUGGUAGAUCCUGCCAAUGGUGGCAGAGUGAGCCUCUUAGAUGCCAUCAGAUCCAAAAUGAUCGACAAUGCAAUCGCAAGGGAUCUUCAAACUGAGACAACCUAUGUCAAAGAUGUUGUAGACCCUAUCACGAAGGAGAAGAUCAACUACAAACAAGCGCUGGAUCGCUGUAGGAAAGACCCAGCAUCAGGCUUACCUAUGCUGCCUGCCUCCUCCAUAGAGUCUGGCUUCAACUCUUCAAAACAUGCACGUUUCUAGAAAUCUUGUUGUAUCUUGCAGGUUUUUUCAUUAGAUUUACAGGAUACAUUUUGACAGCAGCUAAUGUGCUUCAACAAAAUAAUCCCUGCUGAUUUGCAUUUGUGUACUAAAAGGUAUUGUGUGGGAGUAUAUGCUUGUUUUUGUUUUAUCUUUUUGAUAUAAUUCAAAAGCAGAAAUGUUUUUCUUUGGUAUUGUAAUAGCUCGGGAUAUUGGGACAUGCUGCAAUGCUAUUUGCUGAGAUUGAAUGAAUUUCUAUUACUCACUGUUAUGAAGAUUCAAGAGAAUAAAUCCUUUAUUUUGUGAA
Molecule: messenger RNA, 6390 nt
Organism: Girardinichthys multiradiatus
Lineage: Eukaryota; Metazoa; Chordata; Actinopteri; Cyprinodontiformes; Goodeidae
Product: envoplakin-like
Exons: 22
Coding region: 105-6086 (1993 amino acids)
Biological process (GO): wound healing; intermediate filament cytoskeleton organization
Cellular component (GO): cytoplasm; membrane; cytoskeleton
Molecular function (GO): structural molecule activity; cadherin binding
Source: RefSeq, a predicted model, not a curated record